Molecule: messenger RNA, 1048 nt
Organism: Paramecium primaurelia
Lineage: Eukaryota; Ciliophora; Oligohymenophorea; Peniculida; Parameciidae
Source: the annotation of a GenBank genome assembly
AUGAUAAAGAAGUACCUUAAUAAAUUUUUCAUUUACUUCAUUUGUUUUUCUAUAGUGUUUGUCUACAUAGUUAAUGUUAAAGUAGUUUGGAUUGAUUUGAUUGGAAGUAAAUAAGAAUUUCAUUUUUCAAAAUAGGUUCAAAUUAUAGAAUUCCUUAUUUGUUGAUAUUUACAAUAUUAACAACUUUAUUAGGUUGGAGCUUAUUUAAAACCAUGUUUACAGACCCUGGAAGAGUUCCAUAAAAUUGGGGAUUUUUCUUGAAUGAUCCUGAAUAAAAAAAAAGAAAAUUUUGUUUAAUUUGCCACAUUUUCAAACCUGAAAGAUGUCAUGUAUAAUACUUUAAUAAAAAAUAAUUAGCAUUGUUCAGCAUGUAAUCGAUGUGUGUUAAAUAUGGAUCAUCAUUGUCCUUGGAUAAAUAAUUGUGUUGGAUUCUAAAAUAGAAAGUUUUUUAUGCAAAUGUUAUUUUAUGUUAUUCUUGAUUCUUAUUGUGCUGUAAUUGGAUUAGGGUAUGGUAUAUAUGUGGAAUUUGAAAAUAUUAUGCUUUACCUUAAUUCAGAAGGAGAUCUGCAUUUUAUUGAUGGACUUUUAUUAUUAUGCGCAUUUGGAAUCAGUUGUUUAGCAUCAUGUUUAAUAACAAUGUUUUUUAAAUUCCAUUUAUAAUUGGUAUUAAGUAAUAGAACAACAAUAGAAAACUUAGAAAAGAAAAGAAAUGAAGAGACAGGAUAAUAAACUGAUGAUUUUAAUUAAUAUGAUUUGAAGCCAUAUUACAAUUGGGUACAAGUAUUUGGAAUGAGUAAAUUGUCAUGGUUCCUACCAAUUUAAAUGGAAGGAGGUCGACCAGUUGGUGAUGGUAUAUUGUGGCCAAAGAAUCAUCAUAAUGAAAGUUUGUUACUUAAAGAUCAUGCAUCUAUUCCAAUUUAUAAUGGAAAUGGUGAUAAUAUAUAAAUGCAAUAAUAUAACAAUCAACUUUUGCAUAGUAACAGUAAAUAAUAUAAAUUUAUUAUUAUUAGAUUAAUAAUUCAGAUCAUCGUCAACUCAACAUUAAUGA